Molecule: messenger RNA, 2063 nt
Organism: Momordica charantia (bitter melon)
Lineage: Eukaryota; Viridiplantae; Streptophyta; Magnoliopsida; Cucurbitales; Cucurbitaceae
Product: organic solute transporter ostalpha protein (DUF300)
Source: RefSeq, a predicted model, not a curated record
AAUUGAUCAUUAGAUAAAAACUAAAAAAUAUUAAUUCAGUCAGUUUCAAUAAAAAGAAAAAAAAUAAAUACGUGUAAUGCAGUAGCAUUGUAAAGGUUGGGCUUGGGCAUACCCGGAUCCUACGUGUCAAGCUUAGAGUGAGAGGUUUUGUAUUUGGCCCAACAUCACAACUCCACACCGCUGCAGUGCUAUGAAGCUUCUUCCACUCUCUUCUCUUCUUGUUUUUGUUCGUACGUACGUUCAUGCUUAUUCAUACUGAAUCACUGAAUCAUGCAAGAAUAUCGAUGACAUCAAAUUUGAUCUCACCCCAACAACACAUGUAUCGAGAUCUCUAUCAACCAGCACUUGUAAUCGCAGCCUGCUUUGUUGUCGUCGCUCUGCUUCUCUCCACUUUCCUCAUUCUACAGCAUCUCAGAUCCUACUCUAAUCCACCGGAACAAAAGUGGAUUGUUGCGGUUCUUUUUAUGGUCCCUGUUUAUGCUACCGAGUCGAUUAUAUCAUUCUGGAAUCCCAGAUUUUCGCUUGCAUGUGACAUCCUAAGGAACUGCUAUGAAGCGUUUGCCUUGUAUUCUUUUGGAAGAUAUUUGAUUGCUUGUCUCGGUGGUGAGAGAAGAGUCAUUGAACUACUUGAAGUUGAAUCAAAAAAUCAGCUGGAUGAACCUCUAAUAGAAGGAGAAGAAAAGAGGCCAAAGUCUCAAAGAACACUUUGGAACUUUCUCCUUAAGCCACGUGUUCUCGGACAAAAAUUGCUCACAAUAGAAAAGUUCGGUCUCGUUCAAUAUAUGAUUCUGAAGACGGCAUCUACAUUCCUAGCAUUUAUAUUGGAGCUUUUUGGAGUUUAUGGUGAUGGGAAAUUCAAGUGGUACUACGGGUAUCCAUACAUAGCAGUGGUACUUAACUUCAGCCAGAUGUGGGCAUUAUAUUGUCUUGUCCAGUUUUAUAAUGUAACUCACGAGCAACUGAAACCAAUAAAGCCACUGGCAAAAUUCAUCAGCUUCAAGGCUAUAGUGUUUGCCACUUGGUGGCAAGGUGUCGGUAUUGCUCUAUUACGUGAACUUGGAGUUCUGCCGGAGGGGAAACUAGAAACAGAACUACAGGAUUUCUUAAUUUGCAUAGAAAUGGCUAUUGCAGCUGUGGCCCAUAUAUUUGUUUUUUCGGCUGAACCAUAUCGUCACAUACCAGUUUCUGGGUACCGUGGAGUCACCAUAGAAACAGUCAAAGGGGUAGUCGAGGUCGAAGAAGGGGAAGAUAAAAAACCAUUGGUCGAAAGGACAGAAACUCAUGUGGAGGCUCCUGGAACUAGCGUGACCGAGAGCGUUCAGGACAUAGUACUUGAAGGUGGUCAACGAGUUGUUAAGGAUGUUGUAUUGACCAUAAACCAAGCAAUAGGGCCGGUCGAGAAAGGCGUGGCAAUGAUACAAGAGACCUUUCAUAAAAGAACUGUAGGUUCGGAUGAAGAUGAAUCAGAUGUAGAGAUUGAAGAAUACGUGGAAGAAAAUCUUGCAGGAAAUGAAACCAUCAAAGUCUGAAACCGUGCAUGCAAAUCACCACCACAUUCUUCUUUAAUGGAUAAGCUAUGGAUUGUGAUUCUGAAUUGUUAUCAGGUCCGACCUAAGGUUUAAUAAGGAAGUAAGGCCGAUGUGAAGGCUGCAUUAGAGACGAUCAAGAAGCGAGAAUAGUAAGCGGUCGAAUUACAAUAAAUCUGUGGACCUGGCUGACAUGAAGAAGAAUAAGCACAAAAACGAUAAACUGAGAAUAGGAGGUAGGAGGAAGGAGCAGAGGAGCCAAAAGUAGAAAUGUGGAGGGAAAAAGAGAGAAUCGAGCUAUUCAGAGGGGAGGAGGCGAGCGUGGGAGUUCUGUCGCGAGUUUCCUUGCCUUUUUAACUGUUGGGAAUAGAAUGCAAUGUUUUUUUUUUUUUUUUAGGAUUAAAAUACUAUUUUGAUCUUGUACUCGAACUUUGGUUCAUGAAACAACUUUGGUUCAAUUUAGUUUCUCUACUUUCAAAAUAUUUAUUUUAGUAUUUGUAUUUUUAAGGGAAAAUUACACUUUUGGUCUCUGAGGUU